Solanum tuberosum (potato) is the source of this 1158-nucleotide messenger RNA. RefSeq names its product WEB family protein At3g51220. Bases 195 to 920 code for a protein of 241 amino acids. Lineage: Eukaryota; Viridiplantae; Streptophyta; Magnoliopsida; Solanales; Solanaceae. The transcript is spliced from 2 exons. The record is from RefSeq and is a predicted model, not a curated record.
CCCACACUAGCUAGACCAAUCUCCAUUAUCAAAAUCUCUUAUAACUGAAUAUAUUUGAAGUAAAAGCAAAGAAAACUCAUCAAACCUUCCAACCUUAUAGCAAUCAUGAUCCAAUAAUAAUAAUAAUAAUAAUAUUGUCUCACAUAUCUCUCUCCUUUCCAUAUCUCUCAAUCUCUCAAACAAAUUCAAACACCAUGGAAAUAACACCAAAAUCAUCAGUCAUGGAUUAUCAUUCCAACGUGGAUUCUUCACGCCCUUUUCGCUCCGUCAAAGAAGCCGUAGCCAUCUUCGGUGAACGAUUUCUGGCUAAAGAAAUCUAUUCUCCAAAGCCUUUCACAUUUCCAACUCAAGAAAGUCCAUGGAAUACAAACAAUUAUUCUCCUACAAGUGCUAAUUCUCAAGAAAUUGUUAUAAGUGCCACGUCAUGGAAAUCUGCUUCUUCACCAAGUCCUCAAGAUUUGAAUGAUCCUAUUGUUGUGGAAGCACUGAAGAAGCUAGAAACUGAGCUCGAAGAAACAAAGGCAGAAUUGAAGCUUAUGAAAGCAAGAGAAUCUGAAACUGAAAUCGCAUUAGCUUCUUUAAACGCAGAGCUUCAUAAGAACAUGUCGAAAUUGGCUCAUGCUGAAGCAGCUCACGCAGGUGCAAUGGCAGCAGCAAAAUCAGUGAAAGUCAACAACGAAGAUUAUGGCUAUAAGAAAAAGGAAAUGAGAUCAGUGAAAUGGGAAUCAUCAUCACCAACAUUAGCAGAGAUGUUAACAAUUGGAGAAACAGAUCUAGGUUUGCUUGGGAAGAAAAAGGAAAAAAAGAAGACAAUGAAGAAGAAGCCUAUCAUUCCACUUGUUGCAGAGUUGUUCUCAAGGAAAAAAAGAAGUUCUACUAGUGUUGAUAAUCCACUUUUUGCUUCUUCUCAUCUUUUCUGAAAUGAAGAGAAAUAAUAAUGAGAAGAACUACACUAAUUACUAUAUAUCGUUGCUUGAUGUAACUUAAUUUUUCUUCGUCUUCUGGAUUUUUCGUUGAGAUUCAAGCUUGAGGAAACACCAUAAUCUUUUUAAUUCGUGUGUUUGUGUAUAGUGAUGCUCUUUUUUUGGUUCCUCUCAAAGUUUUAUAUUUCAUCAUUUUUCAAUAUUUCCAUGUGUCAAUGUUCUAGAAGGAGUACUA